UGCCCAUCCGCACACCCGGGCUCCUGCUGGAGAGGGCCGGCUCGCUUCAGGAGGCCGAACCCCGUUCCCACCACCCCUCUCAGCUCAGAAGCGGGGUGCUGAGUCACGGGGGGGGUGGUUCUGUGGAUAGUUGGAAUGCAUACACAGAAGAAAGGGGGAUGCGGCACCAGCAGACAGAGAGACAGGACCCCAGCCAGCCCCUGUCCAGGCAGCAUGGCACAUACUGCCAGAUCUUCCAUCCAGAGCAGCUCAUCACAGGCAAGGAAGAUGCUGCAGAUAACUAUGUCUGGGGUCACUACACCACUGGAGUUCAUCGACCUGGUACUGGACCGGAUUCGGAAGCCGGCUGACCAGUGCACAGGACUUCAGGGCUUCCUGGUGUUCCACAGCUUUGGUGGGGGUACUGGCUCUGGCUUCACCUCAUUCCUGAUGGAGCGGCUCUCUGUUGACUAUGGCAAGAAAUCCAAGCUGGAAUUCUCCAUCUACCCAGCUCCCCAGGUGUCUACAGCCGUGGUCGAGCCCUACAACUCUAUCCUGACCACCCACACCACCCUGGAGCACUCAGACUGUGCCUUCAUGGUGGACAACGAAGCAAUCUAUGACAUCUGCCGCCGCAACCUAGACAUCGAGCGCCCAACCUACACCAACCUCAAUCGCCUCAUUAGCCAAAUUGUCUCCUCCAUCACAGCUUCUCUGCACUUUGACGGGGCCCUCAGUGUGGACCUGACAGAGUUCCAGACCAACCUGGUGCCCUACCUCACAUCCACUUCCCCCUGGCCACCUAUGCACCAGUCAUCUCUGCAGAAAAGGCAUACCACGAGCAGCUGUCAGUGGCAGAGAUCACCAAUGCCUGCUUUGAGCCUGCCAACAAGAUGGUGAAGUGUGAUCCCUGGCAUGGCAAGUACAUGGCCUGCUGCCUGCUGUACCGUGGAGAUGUGGCGCCCAAGGGUGUCAACGCUGCCAUUGCCGCCAUCGAGACCAAGUGCAGCAUUCAGUUUGUGGACUGGUGCCCCACAGGCUUUAAGGUUGAUAUCAACUACCAGCCUCCCACUGUGGUGCCUGGGAGUGACCUGGUAAGGUGCAAUGUGCCAUGUGCAUGCUGAGCAACAUGACAGCCAUCACCAUGGCCUGGGCCCACCUGGACCACAAGUUUGACCUAAUGUAUGCCAAGAGGGUGUUUGGGCACUGGUAUGUGGGUGAGGGUGUGGAGGAGGGUGAGUUCUCCAAGGCCCAUGAGGAUGUGACUGCCCUGGAGAAGCAUUACAAGGAGGUGGGCAUGGAUAGCAUGGAGUGGGGGGAAGAAAAGAUGGGGGGGGGAUGAAUUAUAGGGGAAUACUGCGUGUCUGUCCUACAUAAAGUGCUGUGGCCUUAUUGUCUCA
Messenger RNA from Nomascus leucogenys (northern white-cheeked gibbon), 1379 nucleotides. Lineage: Eukaryota; Metazoa; Chordata; Mammalia; Primates; Hylobatidae. The record is from RefSeq and is a predicted model, not a curated record.